AUGGGACAAUACUUACACGACUAUAGGGACUUUGCCGACGAGCACCCCAGCACUACCGUGAUUGGGACAGAUCUCUCGCCCAUUCAACCCGCCUGGGUGCCUCCCAAUGUCCACUUCGAAAUCGACGACUGUCAACAACCCUGGACAUGGUCGCCCAACACCUUCGACUUCGUCCACAUGCGCUACCUAUUUGGUGCAAUCAUAGACUGGACGGCGCUCUUUAAGGAAGCGUACAGAGUCUGCAAGCCUGGCGGCUGGGUUCAGUCCGGCGAGGCCGAGUGUGAGUUGCGCAGUGAUGACGACACUAUCCCUCCUGAUAGUGCGAUGGCGACAUUAUGGUGGAAGCUAUAUCUCGAGGGCGGUGCUAAGCUCGGUCGGCCUUUUGAUGUGCUCUCGAGGGGACUGCAAAGGAAGGGCAUGGAGGAGGCCGGUUUUGUCGACAUUGUUGAAAGGGACUUCAAGCCCUUGUACUAA
Messenger RNA from Colletotrichum spaethianum, 474 nucleotides. RefSeq names its product secondary metabolism regulator LAE1. The coding region runs from base 1 to 474 and encodes 157 amino acids. The record is from RefSeq and is a predicted model, not a curated record. Lineage: Eukaryota; Fungi; Ascomycota; Sordariomycetes; Glomerellales; Glomerellaceae. The transcript is spliced from 2 exons. Gene Ontology annotation, molecular function: methyltransferase activity.